AUGGGGGACACUACGAUAGCUCACACGACUGCGAUCCUGCAAACUCUCGCAGUAUUGAGUCUCGACUCUCCGCAGGCGAAUGUUUACGGCAACAAAGGGAUUAGGUUACCAGGUGCAGAUACAGCAGAGAAGCUUGCCCUCGAGCGAGAACUUGCGGCGUUGGUAUCAAGGGUUCAGAGAUUAGAAGCAAAAGCGACAGCCAAUAAUCAUGUGUUGCCUGAUACGCCGAAUGAGAUAGGAGCACCAUCUGCUUUCGCCGAUGUCCUCACUGGUGCUCCAUCUCGAGCCUCGAAGAGUACUACAUCCCGACAACAACUCGUAAAUUCCUUACUUGCCGCAAGAGAAGCGCCCACCGGCGGUGAACGACCUCCCAAAUUUACAAAAUUAAGUGAUGAGGAACUAGAAGCACUCCGCGAACAUGUCGACGAUCAAUCUAAACAACUUGAUAGUCAGAAAUCAGAGUUGGCCGGUGUACAUGCUCAACUUUUUGAGCAGAAGCAGAGACAAGAACAGGCACUUAAUGUUCUCGAGGUCGAACGCGUAGCAGCACUCGAAAGAGAAUUAAAGAAGCAUCAACAAGCCAACGAGGCUUUCCAAAAGGCUCUUCGAGAAAUAGGUGAAAUUGUUACAGCUGUAGCUAGGGGUGAUCUCAGUAAGAAAGUACAAAUCCACUCCGUGGAGAUGGACCCUGAGAUUACGACUUUCAAGCGGGUUAUCAAUACUAUGAUGGAUCAGCUUCAAAUAUUCUCCAGUGAGGUGUCUCGUGUAGCUAGAGAAGUCGGCACAGAAGGUAUCCUUGGUGGACAAGCCAAGAUUUCAGGCGUCGACGGUACAUGGAAGGAGUUGACUGACAAUGUCAACGUUAUGGCACAAAACCUCACCGACCAAGUCAGAGAAAUUGCAUCCGUCACUACCGCUGUAGCCCAUGGAGAUCUCACACAAAAGAUUGAGAGACCGGCUCAGGGCGAGAUACUACAAUUACAACAAACUAUCAAUACCAUGGUGGAUCAGCUAAGAACUUUCGCUGCCGAGGUCACCCGCGUAGCAAGAGAUGUCGGAACGGAGGGUAUUCUCGGGGGACAAGCAGAAAUCGAAGGCGUCCAGGGCAUGUGGAACACAUUGAUAGUGAACGUCAACGCCAUGGCCAAUAAUCUCACCACGCAAGUGCGCGAUAUAGCAAUCGUCACGACGGCUGUGGCGAAGGGUGAUUUGACUCAAAAGGUUCAAGCAGAGUGCAAGGGAGAAAUCAAGCAGUUGAAGGAGACUAUAAAUUCCAUGGUGGACCAACUACAACAAUUUGCGCGAGAAGUCACGAAGAUCGCCAGGGAGGUCGGUACGGAAGGUAGAUUGGGGGGACAAGCAACAGUGCAUGAUGUCGAAGGCACUUGGAGAGACCUAACCGAAAAUGUGAAUGGUAUGGCCAUGAAUCUUACGACACAAGUACGAGAGAUCGCCAAGGUUACUACCGCCGUCGCGAGAGGAGACCUGACCAAGAAGAUCGAAGUGGAAGUGCAGGGAGAAAUCGCUUCGCUGAAAGACACCAUCAAUACCAUGGUGGACAGACUUGGCACAUUUGCCUUCGAGGUUAGCAAGGUAGCGAGGGAAGUCGGAACUGACGGAACUCUUGGCGGGCAAGCCCAAGUUGAUAACGUGGAAGGAAAGUGGAAAGACCUCACCGAAAAUGUGAACACGAUGGCCAGAAAUUUGACCACUCAAGUACGAGGUAUCUCGACGGUUACACAAGCUAUUGCCAAUGGAGACAUGAGUCAGAAAAUUGAGGUCGCUGCUGCGGGUGAAAUACUCAUACUAAAAGAAACCAUAAACAACAUGGUAGACAGAUUGAGUAUCUUCUCCAACGAGGUGCAAAGAGUCGCCAAGGAUGUGGGUGUGGAUGGAAAGAUGGGUGGUCAGGCCGACGUCGCUGGGAUUGGGGGCCGUUGGAAAGAGAUUACAACUGAUGUCAACACCAUGGCUAACAACUUGACAACACAAGUGCGCGCCUUUGGUGAUAUUACUAAUGCUGCAACGGAUGGUGAUUUCACAAAGUUGAUCACUGUCGAGGCAUCUGGGGAAAUGGAUGAGUUGAAACGUAAGAUCAACCAGAUGGUGUACAACUUGAGGGACAGUAUUCAGAGAAACACCUUGGCUAGGGAGGCUGCCGAAUUUGCCAACAGAACAAAGUCUGAAUUCUUGGCCAAUAUGUCUCACGAAAUCCGAACACCUAUGAAUGGUAUUAUCGGAAUGACGCAGUUAACGCUUGAUACGGAUCUUACACAGUAUCAGAGAGAAAUGCUCAAUAUUGUCCAUAACUUGGCCAACAGUUUAUUGACCAUUAUUGACGAUAUUCUAGAUUUGUCCAAGAUCGAAGCAAACCGUAUGAUUAUGGAGGAAAUUCCAUAUACCCUUCGAGGAACUGUCUUCAAUGCACUGAAGACACUUGCUGUGAAGGCAAAUGAGAAAUUCUUGGAUCUUACCUACCGUGUGGAUAGCUCAGUACCAGAUCACGUUGUUGGUGAUUCGUUCCGACUUCGACAAAUUAUCCUUAACUUGGUUGGAAACGCGAUCAAAUUCACAGAACAUGGUGAAGUCUCAUUGACAAUUCAAAAAGCCGAGCAAGAUCAUUGCGCGCCAAACGAAUAUGCGGUUGAGUUCUGCGUGUCUGACACUGGUAUUGGUAUCCAAGCUGAUAAGCUCAAUUUGAUUUUCGACACUUUCCAACAAGCCGAUGGAUCUAUGACGAGAAAAUUCGGAGGUACUGGUCUAGGUUUAUCGAUUUCGAAGAGACUCGUGAACCUCAUGCGUGGAGAUGUUUGGGUCAAGAGUCAGUAUGGCAAGGGCAGUUCGUUCUACUUCACAUGUACUGUCCGUCUCGCAACCUCGGAUAUCAGCUUCAUUCAGAAACAACUCAAGCCGUAUCAAGGUCACAAUGUUCUGUUUAUCGACAAAGGUCAAACCGGUCAUGGCAAAGAAAUAAUCACUAUGCUUACACAACUUGGUUUGGUCCCCGUUGUUGUCGAUUCUGAACAGCACACCAUCCUUCUCGGCAAUGGAAGAACAAAGGAGAAGAUAGCUUCAACUUAUGAUGUGAUCGUUGUGGACUCGAUUGAGACUGCUCGAAAAUUGCGAUCAAUUGAUGAGUUCAAGUACAUCCCGAUUGUACUCUUAGCUCCUGUUGUUCAUGUCAGCUUGAAGUCUGCUUUGGACCUUGGUAUCACUUCUUACAUGACCACUCCAUGUUUAACAAUCGAUCUUGGCAAUGGUAUGAUUCCUGCCUUGGAGAACCGAGCUGCGCCUUCUUUGGCGGACAACACCAAAUCCUUCGAUAUCCUCCUGGCCGAAGAUAACAUUGUCAAUCAACGCUUGGCGGUCAAGAUUUUGGAGAAGUACCAUCAUGUUGUUACCGUGGUCGGCAAUGGCCAGGAAGCACUCGACGCUAUCAAGGAGAAACGAUACGACGUUAUUCUCAUGGAUGUUCAAAUGCCAAUCAUGGGAGGAUUCGAAGCAACCGCUAAAAUUAGAGAGUACGAAAGAAGUCUUGGAACGCAAAGGACUCCUAUUAUCGCCCUCACAGCACAUGCUAUGUUGGGUGAUCGCGAGAAAUGUAUUCAAGCCCAGAUGGAUGAAUAUCUUUCUAAGCCUUUGAAACAAAAUCAUCUGAUCCAGACGAUUUUGAAAUGUGCAACUCUCGGAGGAGCACUUCUCGAGAAGGGUAGGGAAGUAAGGCAAUCUGCCAAUGAAGAGAGCCCCAACUCGCAAAAUGGUACCCGUAGCAACCAACAUCCUGCAUCGAGUCCCACGCCAGCACAUUUGAGACCGACUAUCGAGCCUCGUGCAUACACUACCACUGGCCCUAUAAACCAUGGAAGUGUCGAGAGUCCUUCACUUGUAACGGCAGAUGCUGAGGAUCCACUUGCAAGGAACCUGUACUAA
Molecule: messenger RNA, 3930 nt
Organism: Sclerotinia sclerotiorum 1980 UF-70
Lineage: Eukaryota; Fungi; Ascomycota; Leotiomycetes; Helotiales; Sclerotiniaceae
Exons: 6
Coding region: 1-3930 (1309 amino acids)
Biological process (GO): phosphorelay signal transduction system; cellular hyperosmotic response; phosphorylation
Cellular component (GO): membrane
Molecular function (GO): phosphorelay sensor kinase activity
Source: RefSeq, a predicted model, not a curated record